Molecule: messenger RNA, 1343 nt
Organism: Uloborus diversus
Lineage: Eukaryota; Metazoa; Arthropoda; Arachnida; Araneae; Uloboridae
Gene: Uba3
Product: NEDD8-activating enzyme E1 catalytic subunit-like
Biological process (GO): protein neddylation
Cellular component (GO): nucleus; cytoplasm
Molecular function (GO): NEDD8 activating enzyme activity
Source: RefSeq, a predicted model, not a curated record
GCACUUAUGGGUUUCCAAAACAUAGAAGUGAUUGACAUGGACAUCAUUGAAGUUUCCAAUUUAAACAGACAGUUUCUUUUCAGGGCUUCUGAUGUGGGAAAACCAAAAGCAGAAGUGGCUGCUGCUCACAUCAAUGAGCGCAUUGAAGGCUGUAAAGUAAUUCCUCAUUUUGCAAAGAUACAAGAUUUUGAUGAAUCAUUUUAUAGGAAAUUCAACAUCAUUGUAUGUGGCUUGGAUUCUAUUGUUGCUCGCAGAUGGAUAAAUGGAAUGCUGGUUGGAAUCAAUUCAGAUGAGCUAGAAAAUGACGGAAACAUAAUUCCCAUGGUCGAUGGAGGAACAGAAGGCUUUAAAGGCAAUGUGAGGGUAAUGAUACCAGGUAUCACAGCUUGUAUUGAUUGCACAUUAGACCUUUAUCCUCCUCAGGUGACAUUUCCUUUGUGCACAAUUGCUCAAACUCCAAGGCUGCCUGAGCAUUGUAUUGAAUAUGUUAAAGUUCUGUUGUGGCCUAAGGAAAGAAAAGAUGAAAGCAUUGAUGGUGAUAACCCAGAGCAUAUUAAAUGGAUUUAUGAUAAAGCUUUGGAGAGAGCUGAUGAGUACAAGAUACCAGGAGUUACGUACAGACUUACACAAGGCGUUAUAAAGAACAUCAUUCCUGCAGUAGCAUCAACUAAUGCUGUUAUUGCUGCAGCCUGUGUCACUGAAGUUUUCAAACUUGCAACUAGCUCUUCUACUUUUCUCAGUAAUUAUAUGGUUUUUAAUGACAAUGAUGGAGUCUACACUUAUACAUUUGAAGCUGAAAAAAAGGAAAACUGCCUAGCUUGUAGUGCAAAAAUACAUCCAUUAACAUUCUCGGAGCUUGACAAGCUGCAAGAUGUAAUUGAUUUUCUCACUGAAAAUCCCCAAUUCCAAAUGAAAUCUCCAGGAUUGACUGCUUGCAUAGAUGGUCGCAACAAAACUCUUUACAUGCCUUCCAUAUCAUCCAUUGAGUUGGCUACUCGACCAAACCUGAAAAAAACACUCAAAGAUUUAGGAAUUACAGAUGGACAACAAAUAAUCGUUGCAGAUUCAACUACACCUUCUUCAUUAAUUUUUAAACUGAAUUUGACAUCAGAAAUGGAGAGCUGAACUAAAUGUGUUUGUUUUAUUUAUUGUUUUUCCUCCUGUGCCUCUCAAGAUGUGUAGAGAUAAAGCAAUCACAUUUUGAAGAUGUAUUACUUUAAGCUAUAAUAUUUUCAAAAACCUUUGUUUUUCAAUGAAAUUUCAAGGUUUUUUUGUCUAAAAAAACUUAAAUUUUGUUGUAAUUGUUGUGUAAUGUAUUAAAAUGAGCUAUUAAACUCGAUGUA